AUGCCUACCAACAAUCAGAACCCUGGCAACUUUGCCAACCGCCCCCAUGAGGAGGUUGAGAACAUUGCCCGCAAGGGAGGCCAGUCCAGCCACCAGGGUGGUUUCGCCAGCAUGGAUCCCCAGAAGCAGAAAGAGAUCGCUUCCAAGGGUGGCCAUGCUUCCAGCGGCAGCUUCCAGCCUGGUGACCCUCGUGCCCGUGAGGCCGGCCGCAAGGGUGGCUCUCACUCCAACGCCGAUGCUCCUGAGGAGUGA
Messenger RNA from Aspergillus clavatus NRRL 1, 252 nucleotides. RefSeq names its product general stress protein. The record is from RefSeq and is a predicted model, not a curated record. The transcript is spliced from 2 exons. Bases 1 to 252 code for a protein of 83 amino acids. Lineage: Eukaryota; Fungi; Ascomycota; Eurotiomycetes; Eurotiales; Aspergillaceae.